Entamoeba dispar SAW760 is the source of this 462-nucleotide messenger RNA. RefSeq lists its product as uncharacterized. Gene Ontology annotation, biological process: DNA replication. Gene Ontology annotation, molecular function: DNA clamp loader activity; ATP binding. Lineage: Eukaryota; Evosea; Mastigamoebida; Endamoebidae. The record is from RefSeq and is a predicted model, not a curated record. The transcript has a single exon. Bases 1 to 462 code for a protein of 153 amino acids. Gene Ontology annotation, cellular component: DNA replication factor C complex.
AUGAAGGUAAUGUUUCCAAAAACAUUAGGUAAAAUAAGUAAACGAGGAGGAAAUCAGACAAGGUUAUUAAUGUUAACAAAUAAAACACCAGGAAAAUUCAUGGACUCAAGAGGGUAUGCAGCUAUUCCAAUGAUGUAUAUAAGAAAUACCAUUAUGAGGUUAAUGUCUACUGAUGUCAAACAAGCUGUUGCUGUUGCAUUAAAGUUUGGACUUGAGAAAGAAAUUUGGGAUGAAAUGGUAAAAAUUGGAAUAAGCCUUGAGAAAGUAGAAUUAUUUAAAAGUGUAUCAACAGCAAACAAAACUAAAUUCACAAAAGAACUAAAACAAGCAACAACUCCUGUGAUUAAAGAAACAAAAGGAAGUUCAAAGAAAACAAAAAAAGAGUCUGAGGAUAAUUUAGAAGAGAUGAGUGAAAGUAUUGAAGAAGACAAUGAACAAAUAUUUGAUGAAGAUAUGUUCUGA